AAAGGAAAGUUAUGUUUUUUUUCAAUUUUCAUGCCCUACUGCGACGGGGCGCACCACUAACGAAUAUCCGGACAAAUAUUCAUGAGAAUAAUGCCAGCUGUGAGAGACAGAGGAUUGAUCUUCAUCACCGCAGUAGCAUGUUUGUUUAUCUGCAUCCUGUUCCAUGCACAAGGUGUUCCUGAGCUGAUAUGUCCUGGAAUAAUUGAGAUUGGAACCUCAGCUGUACUCAUCUGUUCUUCAUCUACUGCCAAUGCCGCCCUUCAAUUCACUGACCCUAAUGGAACUUUGAUUCAGUGUGACACGAAAAUGUCAUUUUGUCCCAAAAUUCAGGGUUAUAAUGCUUCAGUACUGAACGAAACUCAGACGCAAUUACAAGUAAACAAGGUCAAGCCAAGCCACGGAGGUAACUGGACAUGCAAGGAACUUGGUCAACCUAAUGACAACAAAGACGGAUGUUCCAUCACUGUCAGACGAGGAAAAGGUUUCCUAGUUCCAGUUGUCCUGGGAAGUGUCGGCUUCCUUAUCAUCAGCAGCAGCAUCCUGAUCUGUAUUGUGAAGAGAAACAGGAAGUCACUGCGUCCCUCCCUCGAGCACCAUAACACCGCAGAUGACGUGAGUGAAGGGGAUUCGAUCGAGUUAUCUGAGGAUCCAAGUGUUUCAUUGCGUGAUGAGGCCCUCAAUGGGGCGCUGAGAGAUGUUGGUGAAGAUGACGGAGUGUAUUCAUUGGCUAAGUAG
Haliotis rubra (blacklip abalone) is the source of this 735-nucleotide messenger RNA. RefSeq lists its product as uncharacterized. The transcript has 4 exons. The coding region runs from base 82 to 735 and encodes 217 amino acids. Lineage: Eukaryota; Metazoa; Mollusca; Gastropoda; Lepetellida; Haliotidae. The record is from RefSeq and is a predicted model, not a curated record.